AAGACUGAGGAUGUCGUUCACUGGUGUACUGAUUUCGGCAGCGGCCCCAGCUAAGGUCUUUUCGGAUGAAAAUACAAAAUUUUCAGAUUCGAAUUAUGAUAAUACUGAUUAUGAUGUGAAGAGUUUAGAUAUACCAGUAAUGACUAAUGAUUUUCCCUCGAAGCAUCUCUAAUGCUGCAUAUUUAAGGAAUGGGAAAUGUAACCUUGGUACCCGGCGGUGUUUCUGCUGUAAAUCUCAACUGGGUUUGGCUGUGGCAGGGCUCGCUCCUGUCACCUCAGCCUCAUAUAGGGUCCUGCUUCUGGGUGGCGGUCUCUUUGCCUUUGCAAAAUCAGGGAACCAGGGUUCCGUUUUUGGAGGAUUAACGGGGGCCCCUCUUAUGGCAUCAGUAGGUUUUCAAACCUGCAAGGGAUCACGGGGUUGUACUUAGGAUCACAGGGGUGUAUUUG
This is a messenger RNA of Pistacia vera, 447 nucleotides long. Its product is annotated as protein FATTY ACID EXPORT 4, chloroplastic-like. The transcript is spliced from 3 exons. Bases 147 to 428 code for a protein of 93 amino acids. NCBI's taxonomy places the organism in Eukaryota, Viridiplantae, Streptophyta, Magnoliopsida, Sapindales, Anacardiaceae. The record is from RefSeq and is a predicted model, not a curated record.